Physcomitrium patens is the source of this 1850-nucleotide messenger RNA. Its product is annotated as fe(II)/2-oxoglutarate-dependent dioxygenase 1. The record is from RefSeq and is a predicted model, not a curated record. Lineage: Eukaryota; Viridiplantae; Streptophyta; Bryopsida; Funariales; Funariaceae.
ACAUGUAGUGGGUCCCCACUGUAUGACUCUUAUUCUUCUCACACGAGUGGAGCUGACCUGACGUUAUAAAUGAGAAAGCAAUUGAAUCAGAAGCAAGCCUUAGUUCUUGGAAGACCUGGAAUUCAUUGAAGGAUUCAUGAAUGUUGAGAGAACCGGUGGUGACUCCGAUGUUUUAGCAGCGGUACUUCCUUGGAAAUCUGCACCAGCUGAUAAGUUUACCUCCAUCAAGUGCUCUCACGAUUUUUCAAACGCUACAAAUUCGACCACGCCGCUGAUUUCUUACUACCAAAUCUGAAUUGGUCGACACACUGGACAUGGCGGUUUCCAUGAGCGACGCGAAUACCUCAAUGCAUGCAGGGCUUGUGUCGCCCUUACCUCAAAAUUCGACGCAAUUACCCCAAGAGUUCGUUGAAGCAGAUCAAAAGCACUUAUCAAAUGCAGAAUUGGAAUCGACAGAGGAUCCAGAACUUGACUUUCCAGUUCUGGAUCUUUCCUUGCUCAGUGGCGACAAAAAGCACCACGAUGAGGUUAUCACUGCAGCCGCUGAAGCCUGUCAAAACUGGGGGUUCUUUCAGAUUCAGAACCACGGAAUCGAUCAGAGGCUAAUUGAAAAAUGCAAGGAGGAGGCACUUCGGAUGUUUCAGCUUCCUCUCGAAGCCAAGAAGAGAUGCGAUCGCCCCCCUGGAACCUCCUUCGGAUACGGCUCCAAUACCUGGGUCAACCAGAAGGUCCAGCACUGGGCUGAGAGCUUCCAUUUGCAGCUCAAACCUAUGUCCAACGUCCCAGCAAUGGCAUCCAAGCUUUUUCCAGAUCAAACAUCCAGCCAGCAAUUCAGCUCAGUCGUUGAAGAAUACAUGGAGACAGUGCAGAAUCUGGCAAUUCAAGUGGUGGAGAUUCUCACCGAGGGGUUGGGUUUGCCUCCAGCCUACUUCAGUCAGCAUCUUCAAAGAGAGAGAAUGGUAUCUAUGCGGCUCAACUUCUACCCCCCUUGCCCUGAGCCUUCCAAGGCAAUCGGCCUCCGAGCUCACACCGACCCCCAUCUAAUAACAAUCCUGCACCAAGACACCGUUCGAGGGCUUCAGGUUCAAGUUGCAGAGAAGUGGGUGACUGUCAAACCAAGGCCAGAUUGCUUUGUGGUCAACAUAGGUGACAUCUUUCAGAUAUUGAGCAACACAAGGUACAAGAGCGGGCUGCACCGAGCAGUUGUGAACGGCCAAUUCCAGCGUUUAUCCAUGGCAUGCUUUCUGAAUCUACCACUAGACUGUGUUGUAGCAGCCCCUCCUGAGCUCAUCACCACAGAUUGUCCUCAGAAAUACCGGCCUUUCCUAUGGCUGGAGUAUCUCAAACACGCUUAUUUGUAUCACCCCAUAACUGGAAACGACCGCCACGAGAAAUUCUUUUUGAAGCCAUCUGGUGAUAUCCCAGUCGCGGCCUCUUCAGUUCAUUGACCAGCAUCACAAGUGUGGUGGUAUUUAUUUACAAUCAAAGUUGAUAUUUGGCAGUGACUGUGUGCUCUUGAACCAGGUUUACAAACAAAGUGGAUCAUUUUAGAGGUGUGAGAAAAAAGAAAACGGCAUCAGGGAUCGUAAAAGACCUUGUGAUUUCAGUUGUAUCAAUAGCUGAAAUAUGAGAAUUAGUUUCAAGUACUCAUGAAUCGAUGUUGUGGGUGCAUAUUUAGUGAAGUAGUAGGGAAGAAAGGAUUUCAUCUGUAGAAUAAGAUGAGACUUUGAGAGGCCUUUUCAUUGGCUGGGAUUAUUGCAGCUAUUGUGUAGUUACUUUAUGGUAACAAAACUUGACGUAAUAUACUCUAAUCAUAUUUUUAUUAGAAUAUGACAAUUAUUUAUUUUUAA